GCGUCAACGUCACGAAAUUCAAAAUUUAGAAAGAGAAGAGAGAACGGUCGGUGUUGCUCCGGUGUAUUCCACGUUUUCUUGAAGAAGUGAGCUCGUUCUGUUAAUUUUGAGGUUUCAGAAGGGCAAUAUUUGACGGUCGUGUGAAAACCUGGAUAUAAUGGCGCAGUUUGGGUUUGAGAACGACAUCCAUAGCAUCUUGAAGCUGGAUAUGCCCAUCACAAACGCUCCUAUGGCAAGGUGGCAGAGGAAGGCUAGCUCAUCAAACUCAUCCGCCUUGAACGGAUUGUCUCCUGGCAAAUCUGCCAAUGUGUCGCUCAGUUCAUCAAAAACGCCAAGCAAAACACCAGGCAAAAAUAAAAAGCAGACACCAUCUAAGAUGGGGGGCGACCGCUUCAUUCCCACCAGAAACAGCAAACAAAUGGAUGUGGCAAGUUUUCUGCUCUCAAAAGAGAAUGAGCCUGUGGACGCAAACAAUACAGCUGGAACAUCAGAAAGCCAGAAAGCAUGGUCUAUGUCCCUAAAUGGAUACAACAUUGAUGAUGCAAAGAUCCUUCACCUUGGAGGGAAACCACUGAAUGCUCCAGAAGGCUAUCAAAACAACUUGAAAGUCCUCUACAGUCAGGGUGCAACCCCUGCCUCUGUCAAAAAGACUAGAUACAUAUCUUCAACUCCUGACAAAAUCCUGGAUGCUCCUGAUCUUCGAAAUGAUUUCUAUUUGAAUCUGAUUGACUGGAGCAGUCGGAAUGUUCUCGCUGUGGCACUUCAUAACAGUGUUUACCUGUUGGAUGCCUCUCAAGGAGACAUCACUCUCCUCAUGAGGUUGGAGAGUGAGGACAUCUACAUCUGCUCACUAUCCUGGACCAAAGAGGGAACCUACCUAGCUAUCGGCACCAGUGACUGCAAAAUUCAGUUGUGGGACGUUUACAACCAGAAGCGUCUACGCAGCUUGGCCAGCCAUACGUCUAGAGUUGCUUCACUGAGCUGGAAUGACCAUGUUCUCACCAGGUACUUCUUUUUUUUUUUUUUUUUUUUCUCAUCAUUUAUGAUAAUAGACAAACUUGCAAUUUCAAUUGUGUGUUGGACUCAUGUUUCUUUCCCUAGUGGCUCGAGAUCAGGACACAUCCACCAUCAUGAUGUGAGGGUGGCAGACCACCACAUCUUUACGCUUACUGGUCACUCACAGGAGGUGUGUGGGCUUAAGUGGUCACCUGAUGGACGAUACCUGGCCAGUGGAGGCAAUGAUAACUUGGUUUAUGUAUGGCCACGUAUGCAGGAGGGCACCAACACUAACUCUGUCCAAUGCUGGAGUGAUCAUCAAGGAGCUGUGAAGGCUUUGGCCUGGUGUCCAUGGCAGCCAAAUAUCCUUGCAUCUGGAGGUGGUACCAGUGACCGUCACAUCCGCAUCUGGAAUGUUAACAGUGGCUCCUGCAUCAGUUCACUUGACACUCAGUCUCAGAUCUCGUCACUGUUGUUUUCACCCAACUACAAAGAACUUGUCUCUGCCCAUGGAUAUGCCCACAACAAUGUUGUUAUCUGGAAGUACCCUGCUCUCACCAGGGUUGCAGAGCUCAAGGGCCACGAGGACAGAGUGCUCAGUUUGAUUCUGAGUCCAGACUGCUCCACUAUUGCGACUGUUGCUGGAGAUGAGACUAUCCGCAUGUGGAAGAGCUUUGAAGUGGAUCCUGUUAAGAAGGCCAAGGAGAGGCUGGUCAAGUCAACUAGCAGUGUAAUUCAUCAGUCAAUCAGAUAGUUUGCUCUGUGUGUAGUUUAUUUAUUUUUAUAAAGGUGUUUUGGUAAUGUGCUUUUUUUUUUAAAUCUACAAAGAUGUACAUGGUUUUAGAUGUAACUGGCAGUUUACAGCUCCCAUUGAUGUAAUGGGUGGUUGGUCUCAGUUGUUGAAACAGGUCUGUUAAUGUGGUAAGUUGAGUGGCUUUUUUUUGGGGGGGGGGGGGUUAAGCAAUCCAAUGUAUUUAACUUUUAUUAAAAACUAGGGAUGCAUUGUAUACCACAGACUAGUUUAUAAAUAAAUGCUUAUAAAUAAAUGGUUUGAUUAAUGUGCUGUCGUGUAUUGGUACUGCCAUGGUGCAAACUGUAGGGCUUAUAUCAAUUCACAUGUAGUGAUAACUAUUAUCUCCCCCAGUUCCUCAUGGUAAUGCCUGCCAAACCAACAGAAUACAAAUUCCAUGUUUAUCCUGCAAAUAUGUUAUUUGUUAGCUUAGCUGUGGUUUAAGGUUUAAAAGGCAGUCUUCUCAAAAGUUUACUGGUGGUGUUAGUCUGAAUCUGGUUGCUGUGUAUUCUGUAGAAAUUGCCUUAUGACCUGUAGAGGUCACUCUCUGAAGUUUAACAAAUUGUUGCAGAUGUAUUGGAACUGAGGUUUAGAGUAUAAGCUAAUAUAAAGUGUCACUUCUUAAUUUCUAAU
Perca fluviatilis (European perch) is the source of this 2419-nucleotide messenger RNA. It is a transcript of the gene cdc20, whose product is annotated as cell division cycle 20 homolog. Lineage: Eukaryota; Metazoa; Chordata; Actinopteri; Perciformes; Percidae. The transcript has 10 exons. Gene Ontology annotation, molecular function: protein binding; anaphase-promoting complex binding; ubiquitin ligase activator activity. Bases 158 to 1750 code for a protein of 530 amino acids. Gene Ontology annotation, biological process: positive regulation of anaphase-promoting complex-dependent catabolic process; positive regulation of ubiquitin protein ligase activity; anaphase-promoting complex-dependent catabolic process. The record is from RefSeq and is a predicted model, not a curated record. Gene Ontology annotation, cellular component: anaphase-promoting complex.